Messenger RNA from Rhinichthys klamathensis goyatoka, 1375 nucleotides. Its product is annotated as P2Y purinoceptor 14. Gene Ontology annotation, biological process: G protein-coupled receptor signaling pathway. Lineage: Eukaryota; Metazoa; Chordata; Actinopteri; Cypriniformes; Leuciscidae. The transcript has 2 exons. Bases 165 to 1181 code for a protein of 338 amino acids. Gene Ontology annotation, molecular function: G protein-coupled purinergic nucleotide receptor activity. Gene Ontology annotation, cellular component: membrane. The record is from RefSeq and is a predicted model, not a curated record.
CCUGCAGUGCUGAGCAAGUGUCCACCCACGAGACAAACUGAGUGAUUCUCUUAGUUCCUGUCUCAUAGUCAACGCCUCCUUCCUCUCAAAUAUCCUGUGAGGCUCUUCUCCCCAACAAGCUUCUCAUUCUCUGUCAUGAUUCGAGGUGACUCAACUCUUCAAAAAUGGUCUACAUCAACAACACACAGACGGAACAGAACAACACCAUGGAUGUCAACAGUGUGUUCACAAAGCAGGUUCUGCCUGUGUUUUACUCCAUCAUCUGCGUUUGUGCCUUCAUUCUCAACGGACUUGCGGCUUGGAUCUUCUUCAGGCUUCCCAGCUCCUCUGCUUUAGUUGUUUACCUAAAAAACAUGGUGGUGGCAGACAUUCUGAUGCUGUUCACCUACCCGUGGCGUGUGGCCGGUGACCUCGGUUGGGGUGGCUUGCAGUUGAAGAUGAUAGUUUGCCGCUACACAGCUGUGCUUUUCUACCUCAGCAUGUACACAGGAAUAACCUUUAUGAGCCUCAUCAGCUUGGAGCGCUACUUCAAAAUCAUCCGCAGCACCUCCGGUGUGUCUUCCUUUCUGCAGCGCGUUUCGGUAGCGAGAGGUCUCGCGCUGCUAACUUGGGCCGUCAUGAUGUUCUCCGCUCUGCCGAACACCAUAUUAACCAACCAGCCCAUAGAGCCCGGCCCAGCCCCUAAAAAAUUUUCCUGCAUGGACCUGAAAAGUGUGCUGGGUCGGCGCUGGCACGACUUUUCAGCCCACUUCGUCGUUGGAGUCUUCUGGGUGGCGUUCAUGCUGAUGGUGUUUUGCUACACCUCCAUCGCCUGUCACGUGUACCGCUCUUACAAACGGGUGCAAAGGAACAGCAGUGAGGCGAGACGACGGUCAAAUCGAAGCAUCUUCAGCUUGCUGGCCGUGUUCGUCUUCUGUUUUGUGCCCUACCACUUUUGUCGCGUUCCCUACACGCUUACCCAAAGGCUCGAGGCUGGUUUUAGCUCGUACGAACGCUACAUUCUCUUCCAGAUGAAAGAAACUACGCUCUUUCUAUCCGCCCUUAACGUCUGUCUGGAUCCCGUCAUUUACUUCUUAAUGUGCAGGACAUUCAGAGAGUCACUUUUGAAGAUGUUGUCUCCUGUAAACCGAGACAACAGGAGGCCUUCAAUGGGCACUGGGCUGAGUAUCACUAAUCUGUAAGAGGAAAAGCAACGAAGGAAAUGGAAAAUGCCAUUUUCAAGAUGAAAAAGCAGAUUUUACAUUUUAAAAACACGUAUCUUGCUGUGGUUUCCGUGCAUUAAGAAAAAAGCAGAAUGAAAGAAGGUCACACCGAAGUGGUGUUUUCCAGAAAACCAGAAUCCAACCACAGCUCUCAAAAUCAUACUGAAAUAAGC